AAGCUGUUUGUUUGGAUGUGACUAUAUAUAAUCUGUUCGUCUGAAAUAUUAGGGGUAGGGAUUUCGCAAAUUAGGGUUUUUGAACAAGAGUGUUGAACUUCUACCAGGAUUAGCUGCAAAAGACAAUGAUUUACGACGUGAAUUCAACUCUCUUCCGUUCCUUUCUCAGCCAGAAGGGUGGAGCUUCUGAGAAGAGGAAAACUGAGGAACAAAAGCCAAAGGAACAGAAACCAAAAGCUAGUGACAACAAGCCUGUCAUGAACGACUAAUUUUGGGAUUUACCAGAUAUGCAUUUGAUGAACGAGUAACAAGCUGGCAUCUGUUCUUAUGUACAAGUUAUUAGAAGUUAAAAAAUGGGAUGAAAAGUGACUAAUAAGCUUGCUCCUUGUAUCUCAUAAUGUUUGUUUUUUGAAUUGGCUUGAAGUCUUUUGAACAUGAUAUCUCGAAAUGCUUCUCUGUUAAGUUUCUGAUUGAUAGCUGCUCUCUUUUUGGGGUAUGUUAUUCUCGAUUGGUGUGUGGCAAUCACCGGUUAUUAGUCA
This is a messenger RNA of Amaranthus tricolor (Joseph's coat), 539 nucleotides long. Its product is annotated as wound-induced basic protein. The transcript has 2 exons. Bases 126 to 269 code for a protein of 47 amino acids. NCBI's taxonomy places the organism in Eukaryota, Viridiplantae, Streptophyta, Magnoliopsida, Caryophyllales, Amaranthaceae. The record is from RefSeq and is a predicted model, not a curated record.